This is a messenger RNA of Arachis duranensis, 1277 nucleotides long. RefSeq lists its product as uncharacterized. Lineage: Eukaryota; Viridiplantae; Streptophyta; Magnoliopsida; Fabales; Fabaceae. The record is from RefSeq and is a predicted model, not a curated record. The transcript is spliced from 11 exons. The coding region runs from base 477 to 1004 and encodes 175 amino acids. Gene Ontology annotation, molecular function: calcium ion binding.
UCUUACCUCUCGCUCUCAGUUCGGCAGAGAAGAGAACUCGAACGCAGCUUGGAGGAAGCACCCAAGCAACCCUCCAUCUCGUCACUGUUCUUCAACGUCCAGCCACCGCCGCCGUCCUCAUUGCUACAGCUUUUGCACAAUGUCGCCCUUGUUCGCCGCGCGGCCGCCUGCUUUUUGUUCAAUCUUCUGCCUCUGUUUUUUGGCCAACCCUUGCUCUGCCCUUGCUCGAGCUGCUUAGCCCUCUGUUCAGCCCUCUACACCGCGUGUUCGAGCUUCUGUUCCGCCGACUUUCAGCCACCGUUCCGCCAUUGUUCAGCCUCCGUUCAGCCAUUUUCGUCGCAUUUUAAAGCUCCUCCCUCUCCCUGUACUGUUUGAAUUUCAGAACUGCUUCAUUCUAGGAAUCAGAAGACGAAGGUGGAAGAAGGAAGCAAAAGAAGCAGUGAUUGAAUGAAUGAAUCAGUGAAACUGAAACUGAAAUGGAGAACAACAACAACAACAAUAACAACGCUAUGAUUCGUGAAUGGUUCGACAGAGUUGACUCUCACAAAACUGGAACCAUAACUGCUCCCCAACUCAAGAGUGCUUUAGCGGUUGGAAACCUGGAAUUUCCACUCUCAGUUGUUGAGCAGAUGAUCAAGAUGUAUGAUUUUGAUAGGAAUGGUACUAUGAGCUUUGAAGAAUUUGUUGCACUCAACAAGUUCCUUAUUAAGGUUCAACAUGCAUUUUCUGAUCUUGAGAGGGGUCGUGGCUUUCUUGUCCUUGAUGACGUUUUUGAGGCAUUGGUAAAGAUUGGCUUCACGCUGGAUUCUCCUGCAUUUUACUCUGCCUGUGCGAGCUUUGAUCAAAGUAAAAGUGGGAAGUUUAGACUGGAUGUCUUCAUAUCACUUUGUAUAUUCUUACAAUCAGCAAGGAAUCUGUUUAAUUCAUUUGAUACUGCAAAACAAGGAAGAAUUACUCUUGAUCUGAACCAGUUUGUAUAUUGUACUUCCAAUUGUAGAAUAUGAUUCAACUCAGAGAGGACGUAUUCUGAAGAUGAUUCAUGUAUGCUGCACUUUGUAAAAUUUCUCAAAUGCAUUUCUAUAGCCAAGUUAACUUUGUCCUGCAUAUGCUGAGAUAAUCAUUUUUGAGGUUUAGAUAUUUCUCCCAUUUACAUGGAAAUUGCUGUAAAAUUUUUAAUUUUCUUUCUAAUGUUAUAAUCUUAGUUUUACAUGAUGUCUUGUGAGAUGGUCCGGAGGUUGAUGACGUAUAAUGUACUAUACCAAAUGCAUUUUCAAUCA